Molecule: messenger RNA, 1722 nt
Organism: Brassicogethes aeneus
Lineage: Eukaryota; Metazoa; Arthropoda; Insecta; Coleoptera; Nitidulidae
Source: the annotation of a GenBank genome assembly
UAAAUUUUUUAAUUUUUAUAUUAUUCCGAAGAAAAUAAGCGAAAUAAAGUUGUGCCAGAGCAAGUAGUAUCUUAUAUUUUUAUAAUAAAUAUGUUUUAAACGUGUAAAUAGUCAUACAAAUAAAUUUAAUAAAUGUUUUUAAUAAUUACAUAUCCUAACCUAUAAAUGACCAAUCAAAUAGAGAAAAUUGUAAAUAAAUAUCUAUUUAGUUUGUUUAAAACUAACUUAAAUGGCCGAUAAUGGUACUGGGGCAUCCAGUUCGCUAAAUUCGACACUCAUAAAGCCUACAAAUCUAGAAUGUAAAAACUUGUAUGAUUAUUUAAAAACAAGAACGCAUAACGUAUUAGAAAAGCUUUAUAAUCAUCCUACGAUAUGUUUAGCAGUAUACAGGGAAUUACCUGAAUUGGCCAGACAAUAUGUGAUACGCAUACUAUUUGUGGAACAACCUGUCCCCCAGGCCAUGGUGGCGUCAUGGGGGUCCCAGGCAUUUUCCAAAGAGCAUGUUUAUGUUAGUAAAGUAUUAAGUGAGCUUUGUGUUUGGCAAGAAGCAAACAUACCAGGAGGCUUAUUAGGAUGGAUCUUAUUACCUACAUUUAAACGGAAUCUCAAAGUAGCUUUAUUAGGGGGAGGUAAGCCUUGGAGCAUGUCUUCAGCUUUAGAAGCCGACAGCAAGGCUAGGGAUGUUUCUUUUCUCGAUGCCUACUCUCUAGAAAGAUGGGAAUGUGUGUUACAUUACAUGGUUGGAUCUCAGCAGCAAGAAGGCAUAUCAGCUGAUGCUGUACGGAUACUUUUACAUGCAGGAUUAAUGAGAAGGGAUGAGGAAGAUGGUAGCCCUGUGAUAACCAGACAAGGUUUUCAGUUCCUUUUACUUGAUAGGCAUGCUCAAGUUUGGCACUUCAUUCUACAGUACCUCGACACUGUUGAACAAAGGGGUUUAGAUUUAGUGGAAUGUCUAACAUUUUUAUUUCAAUUAAGUUUUAGUACACUUGGAAAGGAUUACAGUACUGAAGGAAUGAGUUCUGGUUUGUUAAUUUUCUUGCAGCAUUUGAGGGAGUUUGGGUUGGUCUAUCAAAGAAAAAGAAAGGCUGGCCGAUUUUACCCCACGAGAUUAGCGCUGAACAUUACAAGUAGUCAAAAUAAGGGUGGCAUUACUGCUGAUGAAGACACUCACAAAGGCUAUGUAGUUGUAGAAACUAAUUACAGAGUAUACGCUUACACAGAUUCGAAUUUACAAGUGGCCUUGAUCGGGCUUUUUACCGAAUUAAUGUAUAGGUUUCCAAAUUUGGUGGUGGGGGUGAUAACACGUGAUUCGAUAAGGCAGGCCCUUCGAGGUGGUAUCACUGCCGAUCAAAUAAUAGGCUACCUCAGACAGCACGCUCACUCACAAAUGAUACAACAAGAGACCAAAAACCCCCUCCCUCCCACAGUUGUAGACCAAAUCAAACUCUGGGAGCUGGAACGCAACAGGCUUACCUACAACGAGGGCGUUCUCUACAGUCAAUUUUUAUCUCAGGCAGAUUUUAACGUAUUAAAGGAGUACGCGCAAUCUAGCGGCCAUUUAAUUUGGUGCAACAAAGAAAAAAGAACGCUAGUUAUAAACAAAUCGGCGCACGAUGACGUAAAAAAGUUUUGGAAAAGGUAUUCUAAAGGAAAUUAGAACUGAAAUCUCCUAGCUUUAGGUAUCUUUAAUAAAUUUAUAUUUGUCAUGAUUUAUGAAUAAAU